Molecule: messenger RNA, 3951 nt
Organism: Hibiscus syriacus
Lineage: Eukaryota; Viridiplantae; Streptophyta; Magnoliopsida; Malvales; Malvaceae
Product: MDIS1-interacting receptor like kinase 2-like
Exons: 2
Coding region: 58-3735 (1225 amino acids)
Biological process (GO): protein phosphorylation
Molecular function (GO): ATP binding; receptor serine/threonine kinase binding; protein kinase activity
Source: RefSeq, a predicted model, not a curated record
UGUUCUGAAAAGGGGGGAAAACAUCUUUAAACCUGUAAAUUCUUUAGCAAAGUAAAAAUGUUGGGUUUUCCAAAUCCCUGUCUUGUUUUCAUUCACGUUGUUUUGCUUUCUUUACUGCCAUUGGAGACCACAUGUUCUGCAAGAACACAAGCGGAGGCACUUGUCCGAUGGAAGAACACUUUGUCCUCUUCGCCACCUUCGCUCGAUUCAUGGUCGUUGUCCAAUUUGAACAACCUCUGCAACUGGACUUCCAUUACCUGCGAUGAUGGAACUUCAACUGUCUCACAAAUUGAUCUCUCAAAUUCAGACGUGUCUGGGUCCAUUUCUCAGUUCAACUUCACCCCGUUCGUCAAUCUCACGCGUUUCGACAUCAAAAACAACACCAUGGAUGGUCCGAUACCGUCUUCGAUAGGUACUCUGUCGAAGCUGGUUGUGUUGGAUUUGAGCAACAAUUCUUUUCAAGGCGAGAUACCGGUGGAGAUCGGUCGGUUAACGGAGCUUCGAUAUCUGAGUUUAUUCAACAACAAUCUCAGUGGAACAAUUCCUCCUGAAGUUAGCAAUCUCCAAAAUGUAAGACAUCUCGACCUCGGAUUUAACUACUUUGUUUCUUCGGAUUGGUCUGGUUUCUUGUCCAUGCCAUCGUUGACACACCUCAGCUUAGCUUACAAUGAACUUGAACUGGAAUUCCCUAGCUUUAUACUUAACUUCCAUAAUCUUAGUUUCCUAGAUUUGUCAUUGAAUAAGUUGACUGGUCCGAUACCAGAAUCACUUUUCACCAAUCUCACCGAGCUUGUGUCGCUCAAUCUCACUGGUAAUGCCUUUGAGGGGCCAUUGUCUUCCAAUAUUUCUAAGCUUUCAAAACUGGUUCAUCUUCAUCUAGCUACUAAUAUGUUAAAUGGUUCGAUUCCUGAGAGUAUAGGAACCUUGCCUGAGCUUGAAACCAUUGAGCUGUUUGAAAAUAUUUUUAAAGGGGAGAUUCCAUCUUCUUUAGGCCAAUUGAGAAAUCUCAAAAGAUUUGAUCUUCAUUCCAUUGGCUUAAAUUCCACCGUCCCAUCCGAGCUUGGUUCAUGUACUAACCUCACCUUUUUGGCCUUAGCUGGGAACCGACUCAGUGGGGAGUUGCCCUUGUCCUUGUCACAGCUCACAGAACUAACCGAGUUGGGUUUAUCUGAUAAUUUGUUCUCCGGUAAGAUCCAAUCAUCUCUAGUUUCUAAUUGGACCAACUUGGUCAGUUUGCAACUUCAAAACAAUAAUUUAACCGGGAAGAUUCCACCAGAAAUCGGUCUAUUAACAAAGCUCCAAGUCCUCUUUCUCUAUAACAACCAACUCUCCGGUUCAAUUCCAUCGGAGAUCGGAAACUUGAAGUCCCUGAAUAUUUUAGACCUUUCCGGGAAUCAUCUUUCGGGUCCAAUUCCUCCGACGAUAUGGACUCUUUCCAACCUUGAAGCAUUACAGCUUUUCUACAAUAAUCUCAGUGGCACAAUUCCACCAGAGAUUGGAAACAUGACAUCCCUGCAGUCUUUUGAUGUCAAUACAAACUCCUUGCACGGAGAACUACCCGACACUAUUUCCAACCUCGUCAACUUAGAAGCAUUCUCGGUGUUCACCAAUAAUUUCUCGGGUACUAUUCCUCCGGAUUUCGGGAAGAACAGUCCUGUGUUGGAUUAUGUGAGCUUAUCCAACAACAGCUUUUUCGGGGAAUUACCUCCUGAAUUGUGCAGUGGUUUUGCUCUUCGAAACUUCACAGUAAAUGGAAACACCUUCACCGGGUCGUUACCGGCUUGCUUGAGGAACUGUACGAUGUUAAGAAGAGUCCGGCUUGAUGGGAACCGAUUUACGGGUAACAUCUCCAAUGCAUUUGGAGUUCAUGCGGAGCUGGACUAUAUUUCUCUUAGUGACAAUCAGUUCACUGGUGAAAUCUCGCAAGAGUGGGGAGAAUGUCAAAAUCUCACCAGUCUAGAAAUGGACAGAAACAGGAUUUCGGGUAGAAUCCCUGCCGAGCUCGGGAAGUUGACUCAGUUGCGAGUUUUAGACCUCGGGGCCAAUGACUUGACUGGAAAUAUUCCUUUGGAACUGGGAAAUCUGAGCUUGUUGUUCAACCUUAAUUUGAGGCAGAACCGACUCACCGGUAACAUCCCUCGGAUUGUUGGCAACUUGGCGAGGCUAGAGUUCCUUGAUCUAUCGGGAAACCAAUUGGUUGGUGAAAUACCGGUUGAACUUGAGAACUGCGAGAAACUGCUGAGCUUGAACUUGAGUCACAACAGUUUAUCUGGUGAAAUACCAAGUGAGCUUGGCAGCUUAUCUACAUUGCAGAUUUUGCUGGAUCUCAGCAGCAAUUCCCUCUCAGGCUUAAUCCCUCAAGAUUUCAGGAAGCUUGAACAAUUGGAGAACCUAAACGUUUCACACAAUGAUCUCUCAGGAAGGAUCCCUACUUCAUUGUCUUCCAUGGUCAGUCUCCAUUCGUAUGAUUUCUCGUACAAUGAGUUAACAGGACCAGUUCCGAGUGUCGGGGUAUUCCGAAACGCUUCUCCAAAUGCUUUUGUUGGAAACUCAGGCUUGUGUGGAGAUAUUGAUGGAUUAGCACCUUGCAGCUUAAGUUCCAUAAACAAAAGUUCCAACAACAGGAGGGUUCUUCUUAUAGCUAUCCUUGUUCCCAUCAGUGGCAUACUUCUUCUAGCAUUGAUUGCUGCUGUAGUGUUUGUACAUCGCCGCCAGCAAAACAGAAUGGUUGACGAAGAGAUUAAAGUCAGUAAAAGGACUGAGUUUUCCAAGUCUACCAUUUGGGAAAGAGAAGGAAAAUUUACAUUUGGUGACAUUGAAAUAGCCACCGAGGGGUUCAAUGAUAUGUACUGCAUUGGAAAAGGGGGAUUCGGAAGUGUUUACAGAGCAGAAUUGCCCUCAGGUCAAGUAGUUGCGGUUAAAAAGCUCAAUUUUUCGGACUCUGCCGAUAUUCAAAUGACGAAUUACAAGAGUUUCGAGAAUGAGAUUCAAAUGUUAACCGAAGUUAGGCACCGGAAUAUCAUAAAAUUGCACGGAUAUUGUGCUAGAGGAAGCGGCAUAUACUUAGUGUAUGAGUAUGUGAAAAGAGGUAGUUUGGGAAGUGUAUUGUAUGGAGCACAAAAGGGAGUGGAGCUAGGAUGGGAUACAAGGGUGAAAAUUGUGCAAGGAUUGGCCCAUGCAGUUGCUUACUUGCAUCACGAUUGCUCUUCUCCGAUCAUACACCGAGACAUUUCGUUGAACAACAUUCUGCUCGAAGAAGAAUAUGAGCCAAGACUCUCAGAUUUCGGAACCGCAAGGUUGUUGAAUCCCAACUCAUCGAACUGGACCACGGUUGCCGGCUCUUAUGGGUACAUGGCACCAGAGCUUGCACUCACAAUGCGGGUCACAAGUAAAUGCGAUGUUUACAGCUUCGGAGUGGUGGCAUUGGAGAUUAUGAUGGGGAAGCACCCAGGGGAGUUCUUGAAUUCCUUGUCAUCAGACAAUGAAGAUUUGCUUCUCAAGGAUUUGCUAGACCAACGGCUUCCACUUCCUAGUUACCAUAUAGCAGAGGAAGUUGCAGCGGUUUUCGCAAUAGGUUUAGCAUGCACACGGUCGAUGCCGGAGUCACGACCGACGAUGCGUUCCGUGGCACAAGAAUUGUCUACAAAAACACAGGCUUGGUUAGACGAGCCAUUGGGGAAAGUAACCAUCAGGCAGCUAUUAGAUUUGGGAGAUGGAACAAAGAAGAAACAAUAGCCAGGUUUCAUCUGGGGAGACAAAGGAAUGGUCUUUUUUUUUACCAGUUUUUCCUUGCAUUUUUGUUACAAAAGCAGAUAUUUUUGUUCCUUGUAUCAUGUUCUUAUUUUGUUACAGAAUGUAUGUAUUGUAUUGUCCAUUUGUACCCCCAUUUGUAUCUGUAUGGUCCACUGGCUUUGCUUCAUAUCCAUGCUUUCAACCUACCAAUUACCAAGU